AUGGAAAGCAUUGCAGCAACCGAGUCGCAGUGGCUGUCACAGCUGGCGGCUAUGCGCCAGGCCAUCGCCGAUCUCAAGCUCCCGCAAGACAUCAACCAAGAACCGAUCGGCUACGGAAGUGACCUUGAUUUGGAUAUUGACGAUGACUAUUCCUCUCCUGGAACAGUUGACGAUGUCUGGGAUAUUAUAAGCUCGGACGAUGAGACCUCAGACGACUUAGAUGAGUUUUACGGACUCAAUCAAGCUCAACCCACCCCCGAAUCAUCCUACAACCGGUCAUGGCUGGAAGGCAAGUGCCAGGAUAUUGCCAUUCGCAACUCGAGCAUGAACCCCAUGGAACUUGCCCAGCAACUCAUCGCCACCCUCGCAGCCGACAACAAUGACGAGGAGCUUCAGAUGUCUUUGGCCGAGAUUGUUGGGUUCGAUGACCUGGACUUGGUCAUCGACCUGAUCGCACACCGAGAGGAGGUUCUUUCUGAUAAGGGUCAGCGUUUGGAACAUCAAACAGAUGGGCUUAUGGGCGGCAAACUCCUGACACGGGCGGAGAGAGAACGUGCACUCCAGGAGCGCGACUUCGAACAUAAGAAUGCCAUAUUGAUGCCGGCACAAACCCGAUCAGAACCUUCCUACCCACAUAACCCAAAUACACUGAAUUCGAGAUCCCAGCCGCGAAGGUUGGAACCUUAG
Messenger RNA from Penicillium salamii, 687 nucleotides. The record is from the annotation of a GenBank genome assembly. Lineage: Eukaryota; Fungi; Ascomycota; Eurotiomycetes; Eurotiales; Aspergillaceae.